AUGAGUUCUCCCGAGCCUGACAACCGUGUUGGACGAGCAGAGUCAGAUGCGAUCAAAGUGGGAAUGGCGCUGCAUACGCCGCCUGGAGCGCCCUCCCGGAAAUGUGCAACUGCUCAUUGCUGCUGCGACUACAUCAAGAGAUGUUUCACCUACCUGAGAAGUACGGCUGCCGCACUCGGUAGUGGACCGAUCGAGGGCGCCGACGCCAACGCCAACGCGUACCGUCUGAGGCGGUACGACUGGACGAUCUUACAGCCCACAAUACCGCCGAGGCUGACGAUGGAGGCGAAGGGCGGCCGCGUUCACGAUGCAACCGUCAAACUGGCUUCCCCGCCCGAUGUUCCUGAGAAGGGCUUCAUCGACCCCAAGAUCUGA
Molecule: messenger RNA, 375 nt
Organism: Fonsecaea pedrosoi CBS 271.37
Lineage: Eukaryota; Fungi; Ascomycota; Eurotiomycetes; Chaetothyriales; Herpotrichiellaceae
Exons: 2
Coding region: 1-375 (124 amino acids)
Source: RefSeq, a predicted model, not a curated record